Messenger RNA from Strongylus vulgaris, 1347 nucleotides. The record is from the annotation of a GenBank genome assembly. NCBI's taxonomy places the organism in Eukaryota, Metazoa, Nematoda, Chromadorea, Rhabditida, Strongylidae.
AUGUCACGUUUUGAAGGAAAAGUCGUUAUUGUUACAGGUUCAUCUUCCGGUAUAGGAGCUGAAACUGCCCGAUUAUUUGCGAAGGAAGGCGCUAAGGUGACGAUAACCGGAAGGAAUCAAGAUGGCCUUGAGGCUACAAAACAAUCCAUCAUCAGUGCUGGAGGAAAGGAUGACAACAUCAAUGUUGUGAAUGCCGACAUUACCGAUGCAAUGGGAAGGGAACAAAUUGUCAAUAGCACGGUUGAGAAAUGGGGACAAAUUGACAUUUUGGUUAACAAUGCUGGUGGAGGAAUUAACGAUGAAAAAGGCCAAGGUGGUAUUUCGGCUAAUCUUGAUAUAUUGAAGAAGACAAUGGAAUUGAAUGUUUAUAGCGUAGUCCACAUGGUUCAAUUAGCUCGCCCACACUUAGCCAAAACCAAAGGAGAGGUUGUAAAUAUCUCCAGUAUUGCUGGCCAACCAAAAGGAGCGCCAAGGUAUGUUUACUACGCAAUGGCAAAGGCUGCAUUGGAUCAGUUAACUCGUGGCCUUGCAGUAGAGCUUAUUGCUGAAGGAGUUCGUGUAAAUAGCGUUAGCCCUGGCGCUGUGGUGACGAAAUUCCCUCAACAUGCGGGAAUGACUGAUGAGGAGGCAGCAGAGGCUACAAAACAAUCCAUCAUCAGUGCUGGAGGAAAGGAUGACAACAUCAAUGUUGUCAAUGCCGACAUUACCGAUGCAAUGGGAAGGGAACGAAUUGUCAAUAGCACGGUCGAAAAAUGGGGACAAAUUGACAUUUUGGUUAAUAAUGCUGGUGGAGGAAUUAACGAUGAAAAAGGCCAAGGUGGUAUUUCGGCUGAUCUUGAUAUAUUGAAGAAGACAAUGGAAUUGAAUGUUUAUAGGUUUGUUUACUAUGCAAUGGCAAAGGCUGCAUUGGAUCAGUUGACUCGUGGCCUUGCAGUAGAGCUUAUUGCUGAAGGAGUUCGUGUAAAUAGCGUUAGCCCUGGUGCUGUAGUGACGAAAUUCCCUCAACAUGCGGGAAUGACUGAUGAUGAGGCAGCAGAGUUCUACAAGAGAUUCGCAAGUUCAGAGAAUUCGCUGCCAAUUCGAGAAAUUGGCCAACCAGUGGAUAUUGCAAAUGUCAUAGCAUUUUUAGCAGAUCGUAAAGCAUCUCGUUAUAUUCUCGGUCAAACCCUUAUUGCUGAUGGUGAGAAUUCGCUGCCAAUUCGAGAAAUUGGCCAACCAGUGGAUAUUGCAAAUGUCAUAGCAUUUUUAGCAGAUCGUAAAGCAUCUCGUUAUAUUCUCGGCCAAACACUUGUCGCUGAUGGUGGUACUAUGCUCAUUACUGCUUCGAAUGCAGCUGUAUUUAAGUGA